Talaromyces rugulosus is the source of this 426-nucleotide messenger RNA. RefSeq lists its product as uncharacterized. The transcript is spliced from 3 exons. The record is from RefSeq and is a predicted model, not a curated record. Bases 1 to 426 code for a protein of 141 amino acids. NCBI's taxonomy places the organism in Eukaryota, Fungi, Ascomycota, Eurotiomycetes, Eurotiales, Trichocomaceae.
AUGCCUACAUCUUACAACACUGUUAUAUCAGUCACCAAUAACCUCAAGACCGACCUUCGUGACGGCCGACUCGCCAUUUCGAAGGGCUCAACAUCUCAAAAUAUCCCAACGCUAAUUGCCGGUGGAAAUACACGGGAAAUCGUCGUAGAGGGAACUGAUAUAGAAAAUGAAAUCCAUGGCUCAGAAGGAACCCUAAGUUAUCUCGCUCAAGCCGGCGACGCUGAUGAGCGCAUUGCUUUUAACUUCAAAUGCAACAAUAGCGAAGACAACCGUGUGGAAAUGGAUUGUAAAAAGGACGAUUAUUUUAAUGUCAGGAUAGAUCCAUUUGCGCCGAAUGACCGCCCGUUGCAUGCAUCCUAUACUAUAUCCAAACCAGGUUUUGUAGAGGAUGCUGUAAAGCCGAGAGGAUUCGAUUAUAGCGAUUGA